Molecule: messenger RNA, 2050 nt
Organism: Gadus morhua (Atlantic cod)
Lineage: Eukaryota; Metazoa; Chordata; Actinopteri; Gadiformes; Gadidae
Product: E3 ubiquitin-protein ligase TRIM47
Exons: 3
Coding region: 134-1276 (380 amino acids)
Molecular function (GO): zinc ion binding
Source: RefSeq, a predicted model, not a curated record
CUGCCGGAAACUGAAGAAGAAGAAGACGAAACUAGAACCAAAGCAACCCGACGUGGAAGUAGUUCUCUCGUUCAGUAGAAAAAUAACACGCAUUUUGGAGCAAAUAGUCGGACAAACACAAAACACAACUAGGAUGGCCUCUGCUAACACUUCCUGGUCUGAAGAGAACCUUUCAUGUACCAUCUGUCUGGAUGUGUUCAACAGUCCAGUUACCACACCAUGUGGACACAACUUCUGCAGAACCUGUAUUCAUCAUUUCUGGGACAAAAAACUUGAGUACAAAUGUCCCCUCUGCAACGAGCUUUUCCACACUAGACCUGAUCUACGGGUCAAUACCCUCUUAUCAGAGGUGGUUGAUCGGUUUGGAACGUCCGUACGAGUAAAAGAGGAGCCUUGUGUUGAACCAGGAGAAGUUCCCUGUGACGUCUGUACUGGGACCCAGCUGAAGGCUGUGAAGUCCUGCCUAGUGUGUCUUAUCUCUUACUGCCAAACCCACCUGGAGCCACAUCAGAGAGUCACAGUCCUGAAGAAACAUCCGCUGGUCGAGCCUAUGGACCGUCUGGAAGACAGGAUGUGCGAAAAACACGACAGAAUCCUGGAGCUCUUCUGCAAGAAGGAACAGGUGUGUGUGUGUCUGUUGUGCACAGUGACGGACCACAAGUCACAUCCUGUUGUACCUCUAAAGGAGGAAUAUGAGGUGAAGACGGCCCAGCUGGGGAAGAUAGAGGCUGAAGUCCCACAGAGGAUCCAGGAGAGAAAACUAAAGAUUAAGGAGAUGAAAGACGCAGUAGACUUGAGCAAGAAAGACGCAGACAAAGAGAUAGCUGAUGCUAGGCAGGCCCUCACUUCUUUGAUAGGCUGUGUUGAAAAAUGCCUGGAUGAUUUCAACCAAAUGGUUAAAGAGAGGCUGAAAUCCACAGAGAAACAAGCUGAAGACCUCAUCAAAGGGCUGGAGCAGGAAGUAGUAGAUCUGACCAAGAGAAUGUCAACGGUGAAGCAGCUCUUACACACUGAAGACCACCUCCACUUCCUCAAGGCCUUCAGAUCCCUGAAGGAUCCUCCACGCAACAGAAUCUGGUCGACGGUUGCUGUCCGUCCUCCGUCUUACAAAGGGGCCUUAGGGAGGUCCCUGCAACAGCUGGAGGAGACGCUGAACGUCGAGAUGAAGAAGCUGCGUUCUGGUGAUGAACCGAAGAGGGUCCAGAAGCAUAAAGUUGAUGUGGCUACGGAAUCUCGUACAGCUCAUCCCCGUUUCGUCAUGAGUGACUGGAGUUGAAAAAGGGUACAGGAUGGAGGCAUUUGGAAUAAUUUCAAUCGCCAAUAUUCGGGAUUUAGACAGCAUUUAUCUGUUCUUGCAAGGCAGAGUUUCACCUUCAACGGGAGAUCUUACUUUGAGGUUGAGGUUAAAGGCAAUACUAAAUGGAAUUUAGGAGUGACCACGAUCCCCGGGUCAAUAUCAGAUCACAUCUGAUAUUGAUAACCCUGCUGUCCGUCUCCCUCUGAAAGCUGUGCUCCAGAAGGUGGGGGUGUUUGUUGAUUAUGAUAAGGGUUGGGUCUCCUUCUAUGAUGUGGGAGCCAGGGUUCAUAUCUACACUGCUAAAGGCUGCACCUUUAGUAAGCCUCUCUUUCCAAUCCUCUGUAGGGAAUACUAGCGAAGGCUUAUCAUCUGCCCGCCUGAUCAUCUCACCUGUCAAUCAAACAGACUAGGACCUUUGUUUGAUUAUAAAACGAACAAACCACCAAAACAACUAAUGUUGUUUCAUGACUUGAAUCUCUACCAUGUGAGAUCCGAGAGAACAUAACCCUGACAUUAAAAAAAUAACCUCUUUGUAAAGGAUAACAUUACAUUAUAUUCAUCAUAAAGGUCGUAAAGGUUUAUUGUUGUACAAUUGUUUAUGGGUGCAGUUAUGUAGAACUAGUUCCGGGGAUUAAUGUGUGAAUCAUAAUAAUCUUAUCAUUACUAUUUGUUUAUAUUUAGGACUCAUGAAUGACGGCACAAUAUAACGUAAAAUCGCAUUUCUGAUUUCAAUAAAAAUGGAAAAACAGCUGA